Spirometra erinaceieuropaei is the source of this 6624-nucleotide messenger RNA. The record is from the annotation of a GenBank genome assembly. Lineage: Eukaryota; Metazoa; Platyhelminthes; Cestoda; Diphyllobothriidea; Diphyllobothriidae.
AUGUUUGCGGAUGACAUGAAGAUAUGGAUUGUAAUUCGGGGUCCUGCCGACGAAGACAGACUGCAGAUGAACCUGAAUCGGUUGGAGGAGUGGUCAAACCGUUGGCUUCUGCGGUUCAACGUUGCCAAAUGUAGCAUACUUCGCCUUGGCAACACAGCCAGAUCCGCCAGCACAAGAAACUACUUUCUGGGUGGUGUAGCCCUACAAGAGGUCGAAGCCCAAAAGGACCUCGGUGUGCUGACGACGAGUUCCCUAAAGCCAUCCACCCAUUGCUCGAGAGUGGCAAAAAGCGCGAUGUCCGUAGUGUACGCCAUCAAGCGUGCGUUUCUGGAAUUUGACGAAGAUGCUUUUUCAAAGACCUUCGGAACAUUCGUCCGGCCGCAUUUAGAAUGCGGCAUACAAGCCUGGAGGCCGUGGGCUGUUGAGGAUCAAAACUGCCUCGAAAGAGUCCAAAGGAGAGCCACGAAGAUGGUUAGGGGUCAAAGCUCCUUUCCUUAUGCAAUCCGCCUAGUAAAUCUGCACCUCUUUCCGUUGAGUUACAGGCCACUUCGCGGGGAUCUCUUGCAAGCCUUCGGCAUUUCUGAUAAGGGAUCCUAGGAAGCGAUACUACACACAAAAGGAGGAAAUGUGGGCGGAUACGACGAUUUGCAAGCGGCGUCCUAAAUUCCCGGUGGCCCUUUCUCGGUGCCAUAAAGAAAGUCGUCCGGAAAGGAUGAGGAAUGCAAAAAUUUAAUCGAAUCAAUACUCAGAAAAAGGCGCUGCCUCUUCUGAAAAGUGUUUAGAUUAUCUGAAGAUCUCGUAUUUAUUAGAAGAUUAUUUUAGAGAGGAAGUAUACCCGGGCAACUUUCUCCAUGACCCCGAGAAAGGGCCACCGGGAAUUUAGGACGCCUCUUCCAAAUCGUCGUAUCCGCCCAUAUUUCCUCCUUUUGUGUGUAGUAUCGCUUCCUAGGAUCCCUUAUCAGAAAUGUUAAUUUUUUCGAUUUUUCAGUUCAUAUAUCGUGCCCCUCCCCCACAGAAUGCGCCCUAUUGACGCUCUCAGCGGAACCCUCUGCAUUCGCCAUAUAUCAUUAGUCUUGUCGCAUCUCCCUUGCCCCCUCCUCAGCUGGACUCGGCUCACUGUAACCGAUCGCAUCUGAGUUCCUAUCGCCUCGAGACUGGUUUUCUAUUCGCCAUUUAAUAUGAAUGGCCUCACCCGGCAUUUGAAUUCUGUCUUGGUGAUGUCCGUUUCGAACCUUUUAUUCAAUACCACAUAAAGGCCAGUUCUGCCUGACCCGCCUACAUAUCCCUUCAUGAACUCCGUUAUACACUGCCACAUACUGGCCGGUGGGGGGAUGCGUUAACUAAAGCACUUGCAGAGCGCGAAACCCAAAAAACCAAAUAAAACGUUGAUUAGUAAAAACAAACAAAUGGUGAAGUACAGAAUGGUAGAGAAGCAGAGGAAUAUGGUAACCAGAGUGAUAGUGCGAUAGCAAAUUGCCUUUCAAUUAUGGCAUGUCCAACUGACUAUCGUAAAUAUCGAACGUCUGCCGUACAGUUCACCAGUUACAUAUGUUAAAUGAUUAGAACAUCCUUAUUGCCAUAUCCAACUGGAUGGCGUUUCUGGACGGACCACUGAAAGCCAAAUGCCGUGAAAAAUGUAAAGUUUGGGUAAACUGCGUGAAACUUUCAAAAAGGACAGCUAUAUGGUUACCGUACUGACAGUACUAAUUAACUAUGCUAACGAACCAAUGAGGCGGGGCCAUGAGGGGGCCAGAGGGGGCUGGUGCUGGCAGGGAACUAUACUAACUAUAUAACUAGCUAUAUUAACUUAUUAGCCAACUAACCAUACAAACUAACCAACUAACCAUUCUAACUAACUAACUAACUAACUAACCAACUAUUCUAACUAACUAACUAUACAAUUUAACUGACUAGCAACCUAACUGUACUAAAUAUUUCACGAAAAUUUGGGGAAACAGCGUGGAAUUUUCAAGGCGAGUAAAUAUAUAAUAACUUCUUACUUGACCGACUUUCUUAAGGACAUCCUCCGGGUCUCUCAGUGACUGGAAGUUUGACUCAAGCCUAACUUCACAAAAUGCAAACUCAAGAAUAGUCCCCGAGGCCGUCGCGGCUUGCGUGAAAAUGUUCGACCAAUCAUUAUUCAGCACUCUGAAAUCCGUCCGCAUAUCGCUUUUUUUAAUCACCUGCCUGGGUUUGCGGUCCUUAUUCUCUUUUCUCUGGUGAUAUUGUUAUCUGACACGGUUGGGUCUUACACAUGUAUUCUGCCGUUGCUCAAGAAAACUCGGGGAACAUUAGCCUAGAUAGUUUCCGCAAGCUUCUCCAGAACAAAAUUCCCUCAGCGGGAUGCACAACAUCUUCACUGUCGGAGAGUGCUGGGCAUCCAAAUUGCUUUAGAGUAAACCCUUUGGGGAAUGAUGGAGCUAACUCACGUAAUUCUCUUUUCUGCUUUUCGAACUGUAGUAACCGUAUCCAUGUCUGUUGACCGUACUCCGGAGGUAUUUAUGUCUCAGCAUGACGCUAAGGACACGAUUAGUUGCUGUUAUUCCAGUGACAUCCUUGAGGUUUUCGGUUCUCAAAUACAGCUAGUUAUUACUUUCAGAAACUAUUUCAGGUGAAAAGCCAACCUUGGCGUUUUCUGCUCCAAAACAUAAAUUGGUCCAAAUUAAGGAUUUUGGACGAUUUUCUCCAUCCGAAUUUGCCUGUGUAUGAGGAGUUGUCUUCGUUGAUUGUGGAGUCAGGCGACAGUCACAGUCCGAUUUGCAAUGUUUCUUUUGUGACUGACAAUAAUACCUUGUCUGUCCACUUCGACUUUCGUUCACGUUUGUCCACCUUGAAAUGCACACUCCAAAUCGACCAGUAUAAAACAGCCCGAGUCAGUAUAAAUGCUGUCGACGUCCACGAAAAGUACGUUUCGCUCCUUUCACAAAAUGCCUAGAUACAAGCCAUUUGUUGACUUCUCGUCUUCUCGCCCGUUCGAUAUACGCCAAGAUCGGCUGUCUUCCUGCGUGUCUGCUUAUGCGACCCAGUUAGAACGGAAAGUUGCGACCCUCGAGAGGACUUGGGAACAAGUUUGCAUACUUGUCAAUACACUGAGAACCAACUAUCCUGUUCAAUUAGCCGAUUAUACUGCUUUCUGUAUGCCUAUACACCUGGCUGUGAAGUCUGGAGAACGGUCUUUCAUUUCAAGUAAGUUGCCAAAGAUACACUUUUUUGCUGUCAUAAAAAUCGUCAUGUUGCAGUCUCUUGAAGGCGGUCAUCUCUGUCCUCAGAAAAACAGUAACAGAAGGAGGCGGCGUGACUGCUGGCCGUCCGGCGCUCAGACCUCGUCCAUAAGACCGUUGAAUAAAUUAUUACGCGCCCUGGUCUGGCAUACAACUAGUCGUGGGUCAUACGACUGUGAUGCCAUGAAACGUAAUUGUGUGUCAAGUCAUUUGCUUAACGAGGUUGCUUUGGAAGACUCGCGGUACAGGUCGGUCCCCUACGGUCGUCCUGUCCGUCGGACCAAGUAAGGGCGACUACCUUACUUUGCGCCGAUAGCCGUAGUAAUCACGGAACAGCUCUUUUUUAUACGCAGUUUGUUCCCCGGACUUAAAGACAUGUUCUUGAGCGCGAAGUCUUUUGUAAGUCAGCAGAGUCCAUGUUUUGUAAUUACAAACCAGACUAGCCUUUAAUGUUGCCCUUGCCCGCGAAUCAUUUUGGCUGAGGCUUACGGCAAGUUAUUUUUGGGGUGCCAACAGACGCAGUGCAUUUUAUCUCCUACAAUAAAACCAAUGUAUUAGUUCUUUGCUUCUCGACUAAUACUUCCGGCUGUUUCAACAUUGACGGUUGUACAUUCCGGACUUUUAAGACGUAACCACCGGAAUUGUCUUUAGACGUAGGAAAAGAUUGGCCGUUUGCUACCGGAACAACGUUCACUGCUUGUUGAGGGUCAGAUUGCUUAACAGUCCAGAAUCGAGCACCCAGCGUUUACCUAAGAUAAUGUAGUCAGUAUGACUGACGCUCCUUCGAACGUACUAAUCUCAUUGCAAUCUGUAUUUUCUGUCUUUUCGUUAUCUUCGUGGUAGUCCAAAGAACCCGUUGUCCUCAGAAGAACUAAGUAUCCGGCUGCUAUUUUGCAAUAUUAUUGACAGGAAAUUUUCCGCAUAUACUGCUUACGUAGAUAUUGGGCCUCGUGUGCAAUUUUUCUGCAUUGCUGUAGUGUGUCUGAAUCCGUUCCAAGACCUUUCGCACGCUGCCUCCUUUGUGAACCAGCGGAUGGUUGCUGUGAAAACUGGGAAGCUUUAUGGCGCUGGGUGCCUUUCUGUAAACCGUUGUCUCUAUUCCGCCGUUUGGGAUUUCGCUUGACGAGCACAUCGAGGAAGGAUAGACGCGGUCUCCACAUCCGGUGAUCGCAUCUUCUUUUGAACGGUAUUCUGUGAAUUGCCUGUUCGCUUCUAUCAGCAAUCCUCAACUUUCUUGCAGAAGACUUCGUGCGCCAAAUUCGUCAGGAUGAGUGUGAAAACGACGUCACUUCGAAGGAGGCUAUGAUUUUGUCCGGUCAAAUCCUCCAUCGUCGGAGUUCUAGGAAAAGUUGAGAGGUUGAUCUGACUAUAGUAGCCGUAUUGCUUUUAGAUUUCAGUUUUAAGUGGCAGCCUUUUGGGACAACUGUUGGCCGCAGUGGAACGUUUGAUUUGUGGAUCUUUAGCAAACUAUAGAGACGGAUCUAGACUCUUGCGCAUUAGCGUGCUCUUUGUUGUAGUUUUCAAGUUACCCCCUUUUCGACUAUAGCACACGCACUGACCUAUGACCUUGCUACCUUUUUACCCACUUUCUGAGCCAAUUAAACAUGUUGUAUACUCCUCAUUCGCUAUUUGUGUUAUGCAGCGUCGAGUAGCAGUUGAUAAGCUGUCGCGGAAUUUAUGGGUGCCAUUGGAUUUUGCAGUUUAUGUUUAAGUUCUCACCGAAGACAGUGCGUCAAGUAUUUGAAUCAUCACUGUUUAUGUGCUCCUGCCUUUAGAAGUGCGUAGGUUGCAGUAACUGGUGCUGAAAGAUGUUAUUUCAAAUGCCCAGCCUUAGGUCUGCAGAGGAGACCAUACAUAAUGUGUUUCCUCGUGGACCUCGUAACUCGCUCUAUUCCAUACAUUGUUUAUCGCGGUGGAGUCAAACAGAUGUUAUAUAGAUCACCGGCCUUACUAAACUCUCGGGCGAGGUCUUGACCCGCAGGCCAGUGUUGAUGCGUGGAUCUUUUAGCGGCAGGCGACAUUUUAUAUGCCUCAAUCUCACUUCAGAUUCUAGCCUCUUGGAAAAUCAGCGUGCUAUGUACCUGUUCACUUGUCACGCUUUCCCGCUUAGUUCGAAUGUUUUCCCUACUACCGGAUCGACGAUUUAUCAUUCUUCAUCUUUGAGCGUACCAGACCAUCCAUAUAUGCAUUAACUGACUGCCCACAUUCGCGCUAUUUCCGUUUUCCCUGAACAUACUCGUGUGGAUUUUGGGGGCAGCCAAGAUCGGAACUUUCGUACGCUGUCCUAUUGGAGCAGAAACUACGUACCUCCAGAGGCCACUAUGUUGUGUUGGGGCAGAGCCCUCCUAUUCAGUUUAACACCCGCUUCUUUAGAGUGAUACUAAUAAAACGAAACUGGGUCCUUAUUUCUUCCUAAAGUUCUCCGUUGUUUUCAUGGUGGGUUAGAGAUAUUUGAAGCGGCGAUCAUAGUAUCAUUAGACGUGUCGGGUCAUGACAGAUUGGCGCGUUCUUUACACCUUCCCUCUCUUCGCUUGCAUUGACCUGUCGGACUGAACUCUUAAUGCAGUAUCUUCGAUAAACGUCAAGUUUACCGGACUUGUUCUGUUUCUCAGAACGACGGCCGCGCAUGGAGUUAUGAUAAUGCGGACUAUGAGGAUGCCGGUGCUGAUGACGCUGCUGCCAGCGGUAAUGGGGAUCAUACGUACUUUUGACCAGUUUGUGAUGUCAGACAUUUACAACGCAAUCGCAAUACCGUCUGUAUUUAAAGUAGAUUUCGGAGGUACAGCUCUUUUUCGCCUGUGAUUCCGUUACCAGAGCUUUGUAAGCGCCACAUAUACUCAUUCGUAGUUGAAGUCAGCAGCGAACCACUCCUAUCCCAAAGUUGUACUCACUGAAGAAAUUGCCGCCUUCCGCGUUAUCUAUAUUUCUCAUUACGUUGACCGGCACGACCCGUAUGUUUAUUUUAAUAGUACUAGAUGCUUUGCACAAACCUGCUCGAGCUGGACUUCUCUAUUUCCUCCUCUUUAAACGGAGGUACCACUUAUCCUACGGCAAUGCUUGCGUCUUCUCCUUACUGCAUAGAGAACGUCAUUCGACCCUUUAUGCCCUGUUUCUUAGACCAAAAACAACAAGGGAGAAAUAUAACUGCUUUUGGUUUAUAUUUCAGGCUUUUGAUCUUACGUAUCUCGCCUUUUGUAUCUUUGGUCAUUUUCUUCGAAUUUCAGUCGCAGUACUUUCUGACAAACCGCCGACUGGGGACUCCUAUCGUGUCACGUUAAUGCUCCGUAGGUUCCGUUCUGUACGUAUUGCGAGCAGAGAUUUCGACCUCAACCGGUUGGCUGAAAUUCAUGAUUACGUGACAAAAUACCUGAAGAUUUCCCAUACUAAUACCAACUUUUCCUAA